AACGGACGGGCCCGUUCUACUUCCUUUUUCGUAACAUAAACCCGGACUUUAUUUGAACUAUGCUUAUCUAUGCACUCCACUCUUAUCUACGUAUAAAUACUUGGUCGUGCCUAGAAUUACGCCAGUCUUUCUUACCUUUUCCCCCCGAAUCGAGGUGUCUUCAACCCGGUCCUUGAUUCGUCCUUGUGUGCCGCUACUGACUAUCAUCGCUAACGUCACAUAUUUUUGACCUCAGAACAAGAAACCUCGCUUAAUCGACUCCUGAAUCGACGGGCCUAACCCCAGGAAAGCGCUGGACUGAUCACCCGGUUCUCUCUUGGCUUCGCCCCGUCACCCUACAGACUCUGCUUCGUUUACUACCUCUUUCUGCACUCGACCUUCUGCUUUCUUCUUUUCUCUCUCGAAUCACUAGACAUUAAUGUCUCGUUAUCAGCUACGUAGCCGGGGUCCCUUGACGACCCCAGUGCCUCCGGCCCCUAAUGUCGCUGCUCAGGUGCAGCAGACUGAACAUGAUGAGUCCCCUUUGACUAGCUCCAGGGAUACUGACUCUUCCAGAAGAAACCUGGCUAUGCUCGAGGAUCGCUCCGCGAGCCUGAGUAUUCGCACUGCCCUGCCACGACGUCGUGCUGCCAGCGACGCCGGGGUUAUGCCGAAACCCUCUCACCUUCGUGGGAGUGGUGGACGUACUUCUGCUUCAUUGGAGUACGAAGAUGCUGUGGAGUUCUCUCUCUAUACAGCUGAACGUGAUGACCAAGCUGGUCAAGCGUAUGACACGAGUUAUGACUCGAUGCCAGGGGAAUGGCCGGAUGGCAAUCCCGAAGAUGGCCUGCCCGACGACCGAUCUGAGGGUCAGAACACGGCGCAUGGCCUUGAACAUGAGGGUAGACGUACCUUACAUGUAGAUGAAACUAGUAUUGCUAGU
Molecule: messenger RNA, 922 nt
Organism: Guyanagaster necrorhizus
Lineage: Eukaryota; Fungi; Basidiomycota; Agaricomycetes; Agaricales; Physalacriaceae
Exons: 1
Source: RefSeq, a predicted model, not a curated record